Bursaphelenchus xylophilus (pine wood nematode) is the source of this 312-nucleotide messenger RNA. NCBI's taxonomy places the organism in Eukaryota, Metazoa, Nematoda, Chromadorea, Rhabditida, Aphelenchoididae. The record is from the annotation of a GenBank genome assembly.
AUGUCUGGACGUGGAAAGGGAGGAAAGGGACUCGGAAAAGGAGGAGCCAAGCGCCAUCGCAAGGUCCUCAGGGAUAACAUCCAGGGUAUCACCAAGCCCGCCAUCCGUCGUCUCGCUCGUCGUGGUGGUGUGAAGAGAAUCUCCGGCCUGAUUUACGAGGAAACCCGUGGUGUUCUGAAGGUAUUCUUGGAGAAUGUGAUCCGUGAUGCCGUUACCUACUGUGAGCACGCCAAGAGAAAGACCGUCACCGCCAUGGAUGUGGUAUACGCUCUGAAGCGCCAAGGCAGAACCCUCUACGGAUUCGGUGGAUAA